Messenger RNA from Aplysia californica (California sea hare), 6690 nucleotides. RefSeq names its product ribosomal protein S6 kinase delta-1. The coding region runs from base 203 to 4270 and encodes 1355 amino acids. The record is from RefSeq and is a predicted model, not a curated record. Lineage: Eukaryota; Metazoa; Mollusca; Gastropoda; Aplysiida; Aplysiidae. Gene Ontology annotation, molecular function: phosphatidylinositol binding; protein kinase activity; ATP binding. Gene Ontology annotation, biological process: protein phosphorylation. The transcript is spliced from 16 exons.
AAUGGGCUUCUUCUAAAGCAAAAGACAGGAGAGUGGGCAGUGGGUUAGCGAAGAGACUACUUCAGCUUUCAUUAACAUUGCAGUGGACCUACCGCCUACAAACACGAAUUCUGUAAUCCUCGCCAUGCAGAUACCAUUAACAUGUCUUUAUGCUAGACGAGUGUACUGUUAUUUGUGCAGUUAGUGUGCUAAACCUAGCAUUAUGUCUCAGGAUUCUAGAUUGAGCGUCCAUGACAACAUCUGGCAUUUCUCGGUGACGGAUCCACAACUUCAUAAAAAGGGAUACACUGUUUACAAAGUGACUUGCAAGACAUUUCCCAUAAAGUCACCAGAGACUUUAACAGAGGUCAUUUGUUGGAAAAGGUACAAUGACUUCAAGACUCUCUACAAAGCACUGCAUGCUCUCCAUAAGGCCCUUCAUCGAAGAGAUCAGUUUCCUAUCUUUGCGAAGCCCAAGUUAUUUGGUCGGUUUGAUGAGACUGUCAUUGAAGAGCGGAGACUGAGCGCUGUGGAGCUAUUAAACUUUGUCGCCACUCAGCCGCACUUAUACAAAUCAUUGGUGUUCAAACAGUUUUUGGAGGAUGGGAAAGAGAAAAGGAAUUUCAGUACUGGUUCAGCUCUGGGUCCCAAACCAUCGACGCUGGACAUUCUGUCCAGUGGACCACAAGCUGGGGGGAACCCGCCCCCAGAUUUGGUGCCUACUAUGGUGCCUUCUUCACAUGCACACCGGAAUCUGGACCAGGGUCAAAGUGCCGAUGUUUCUCCUGAGCUGCUGCAGUCAGUCAGCGCGGACCAUGGAGCUACAGCCAACGGGAGACAGAAUGGAGGAAGUAACAAAUCUCCUGAUGCCCUCACCGAGGUGGCCAUGCUGGACGGGACGUGGAACUACCCCCAGGUGGCUGACAACAUCAGCCUGGACUCCUCCACGGGAGACGAGACGGUAGAUUCCGAUGAUGAGUCCAUCCUGGCGAGCUCUCUGCCUGAUGCCGAUCUGGCCUUCUUCGACCCCCUUCCCCAUGACCAGCCAGCUACGACUGCUGAAGAGACAGGUGGGAACAUGCCGAGGAGCAACAGCUGGCUACUCACAGGCCUCAACAUGUGCGCGGAGAUCGACAGUCAGCCCCAGGCUGAGGAGACUAAAGAUGAAGGUUCUGAACUCCCAAGCUUGCAUGGCCCUGAAACUACAAAAAGAAAAGACACUAUGCUCAGCACAGACUCCACCCUUACAACGAGUGGGUCAACUCCCUCCUCCUCUACCCUGGACAGGCUGACCACUGAUGCUGACAGCGCUAGUGACAGCAGGAAAGACAGCCUGGGGGACAGUAGCACCAUCACCGGCCACGGGACUGACCUGGAAGAGUUUGACCCUCUAAGGAAGAUGUCGCAGAGCUCGGAUUCUUCUAGGGUGGAGUGCGGCAGGGGGGAUUUAGAUCUGUCAACAGAGUGGCAGUCCAGGUCUGCCAGUGUUCUCUCCCCUGUCUCAACCAGCUCUCAAAGAUUGCCACCCACAAAUGUAGAACAGCAAAAAGAGAAGCCUCGAGCAGCAACCCUACCUAGCAAACCAACAUCCCAGGUUUCAUCACGAUCACAGAGUCUUGGUUCAGAGAAAUCAGAAGAUUCUGAGAAAGCCAAAAGUAACUCUUCAACACCUAAACGGUCUUCGAGGAGUAUGUUAAGGAAACUUGUGUCUGGCAGCCCCGGCUCCCACAAGCCACGUUCGGGGACAGAGCAGAGUGUCUCUACCAUGGACUUAGGAGGUAAAGAGGAUUAUAUCUACCUGGCUGCCAGCCAAAUCUGCAUGGCCCAGAACAGUGAGGCCAAUGGAGACUAUGAAGUAGCUUUUGCUUACUACAAGAGCGGAGUGGGAAUCCUCUUACAGGGAGUUCAAGGUGACACUAACAAAGGCAGAAGGGAUGCUGUCCGAAGGAAAACUGCUCAGUACCUAAUGAAGGCAGAAGAUCUCUUCAACAGACACUUGGCUACAGAAAAGGUUGAUGAGAGGAGAUGGGGAGCUGACAGUUUUCUGUCCCCCUCCCUGGACCUGGAUCCCUCAUUUGCCUUCAUCAGAGGAUCUGUGCGAGAACUUCGCAGCUUUCAAGUCUUGGGCACUAUUGAUAAAGUCAUCCUUGUCCGUGACAAGACCACAGAUGAGACUUAUGUCAUUAAAUCAAUUGCCAAAUCCACCCCUGACAUUGGGCGCACUCAGUCCAUUCUGCCCACUUCCUGCCCCCAUAUGGUCAGCCUGCAUAAGUUCUACGAGACUGACAGUACAGUGUUCCUGUUGCUGCAAUAUGCCAGUGGUGGCAAACUGUGGACAUACAUUGGUGACUACUUAAGUCAGGAUAAGCCUGGUCAUGCUGAUGCGGGUAUCGAACUGGGGGCCGUGCACUGCCAGGCCGAUCAGCGCAACAUUUAUUCCGGCACCAAAAUAGAAAAUGAGGGUGAAAAUUCAGAGUCUUCGCAAUCUGAAGCAAAGACCGAUGCUGUGUCAAUGAAAGAUGUUCAGAGUGUAAAAAAGUCGACCAGCGGUUUGAAUAAUGUUGUUCAAAAUGUUCAGUCCUCCCAUGACAAAGGUGUGAUAAGGUUCUCGUCUUUACGAAAAGACAGCAAUGUGGAUGGUGGGGACUUGAACACAGACAGUCCAGCUGUAUAUGAUAAGGAAACUGAUGACACAUUACCUGAGACUGUGGAUACAAGUUUAACUUUGAGUCAAAAUCCACCUAAAACUCCAGUGGGGCGGCGGUUCUCAAGCUUGUCUGAUGACUGCUGCCAGGUACAGGAAGGUGACAGCAGCGUGAUAUCUCCGUCCACACUGCUGGAGGAGGACCACUUCCAGAUGUUGCUGCAGGAACACAGAGCCAACCUGGCCAACUUCUCCAUCAACAGCCUGGACAGUGAAGAGCCUGCUCACCGACACAGCUCCAGCUUUGUGGAAAGAGCGGACAGCAUUCUAGAAGCCUCUGAAGAUGACGUUGAUAUUGCUUCCUCAAAACAAGUUGCCUCUCGGCAAAUCAGUGCGGAUGAAGUGUUUCAGAUUACACGCAGAGAGGACUCUCAUGGUGCUGCUGGAGAUAGUAGAGUGAGACACUGCAGCACAGACGGUGUUUUCCCAACUGCUGAUGCCAAAAGAUUUGCUUCUUCGUUUAAGGCCGACGAUAUCAUACAAAGUUCUCGGCAGCUCCUGAACGAAGUGGAGAAGGUUUUGUCCGAGACAGAUGACAGGGGCACAGAAGGUGGUCAGACAAAUCGGAACUCCAGCAUAAGUGAAGAAGGUUCUAGUUCGGCUUCUGGGGUCAAGGACAGCAGCAGUGCCUGCACCGACUCCAACGAGGAGCCCAGCAUUUAUGACAUCAACAGGUCGUCUGAAGAUGACACCAGUGAUCAGGCAUCCACCAGCAACAGCGAUGAUAAAAAUCUUGAUAGCCCGACAUCUGAUAAUGUAAAGAAGCUCUCAUCCAGCCCUGAAGAAGAGCUCUCUUCCACCGCUGAGACACCUGAGGAUAUGACGCUGCCCUGUGAUUCUGACAUAGUGUCUGGAUUGGGUGGCGUUGAUGAAAAACAAAAGCUUCGUCACAGUUCUGGGAACAGCCUCUUCAGGCAAACUACCACUCCCCACAAACUGUCCAUCAGUCGCAUGGACUCGAAAGACAUGACUCGCUCAGCUUCAUUCGAAUGUGACUUGAAGUCUCCCACACGAAACCGGGCUCGAACAGUCAGCAAUUUAUUCGAGCGCUUAGAUUCAAGUGGCACAGAGCAAGUCCGCCUGCCUGAGGCCAGUGUCAGAAAGUGGGUUGCUCAUCUUGUAACUGCUGUGUCUAGAUUGCACUCUUUGGGGAUUAUUUGCAGAGACCUCAAGCCUAGCAAUGUCCUCCUGGGGGAUGGAGGUCAAGUGUACCUGACCUACUUUUGUCACUUGGGUCACGGGGAGCAAGAAACGGAUUGGGAAGCUGUGGAGAUGUUGUAUGCAGCUCCUGAGAUUGGCUCUAUUGGGGGCUAUGACAUGUCCUGUGACUGGUGGAGUAUAGGAGCCCUGCUCUACGAGCUGGUUGUAGGAAGGAGUUUGUGUGAGUGUCACCCCGGAGGAAUCAAUCCACAUACUUGUCUUCAUGUCCCUAGCUUUGUCUCACCCGAGGCUCGCAGCUUACUAGAAGGGCUGCUGACUUUUUAUCCCCAUGAGAGGCUCGGCUCUGGGAUGGCUGGUGCUGAAGAGAUCAAGGCUCACCCGUUCUUUGCUGGUGUUGACUGGCACACACUAGAGUACUCAUCAUAGCAUCCACUCUUCCGGGCAGCCUGCUUAUUCAUGUGUUGAAGGUCACCUUUGGACUGUGGACACUUUUUUUACGCCCCGACUUUCUGUGUGCUAUUUAAUCAGCCUGAAUUUUUGAAGAAUGUGCAUGAACGAUAGCCUGGAGAUCUCAGGAUUGUUUUAAAUGUUGUGGCUGUUAUUGUCAGUACAGUCAAAUGAAUUACAAGCUGAUGCAUGAUGAAUGGUUUUUUUCAAACUCAGAACAUCUGUAUCUCUUCCCCCCCCCCCCCCCCCCCAAAUGAACUUCUUGUCAACUGUGAGCUUUAAAGCUGAAUGUUCCAAUGUUUCUGUCAUUUUGAGCUAUUCAUCUUUCAUUCCUCGUUUAUCUGUCUGUGUGAGUAUUGAUUUAUAUCAUCCAAGCCUGGCAAGUUUCUGAGAUGCCCUUUUUCUUAAUGUACUGAAAUUAUUGCAUUCGACACUGAUCCUCAAAUUUGUUGCUGGUCUAGAAAGUGUUAUUACGUGUAAUUACUUGGUACGUGGUUUUUGCAUCCCCAGAAGUGGUGCCUAAAACACUGCUGUCAAAUUUUGGGAUGGUAUUUAACCUUUAGGUUUUAGUAUGCAUUUAGAAAUUUCCUACUUCUUUUAUCUCCCUCUGUAGUUUCUGUCUUGCUUUUUCUCUGCAUUAAUAGACAGUUACUGGGUCUGUGUGCUUCUCUUUGCUCCAACUAACAAGCCCAGAAAGUACUCCUGUAAAUUAGUUAUAGAAAGUCAAUUUGAAGUACUAUUGGUUUCAAGUUAUUGGGUUUUUUAAAGGAAUUUAUGUGUACUAGCUCUUGUGAUGGUGAGAGCUUACAGUGAAGUUUCAACCAUGCUAGUGAAAAAGAUGUGUGUUUGUUCUGCAGCCUUAUAUGUUAAGUUCUGUAACUGCAGUUACAUAUCAAGCAGCCAUUCUUAUUGAACAUGUUUGUGUAUUCAUUCUGAAAUUUUUAUUUAUUUAGCUGAAUUAUGCUCUUCAUUUGUACAUUCUUUUUUAUUUGAUUGUACAGUGUGAUUCGUGCAUGCAUAUAGACUAUGACAGAAGAGUCAUGUUACUCUAGUACAGAGAGAUCUGACAUUAUUUUGUGUACAGGACAUUACUAGUUGGUCAAGGACCUGUGAUAUAGAUGAACACUGUAUUGAGAAUGUGCGGCUGCUUUUUUGGAAGGCGGGACAUCUUGGUUCACUCUUCUCUUUGUGGAAUAUUGCACGGUAGUUGGUUUUCUCUCUUCUGCUCUCCCUCCCAUACAUACCCACAUCUAUACAGACUGCCAAGUAAAUGUGAAAACAUAACGUAACAAAUACUCAAAACGUUUGCUGCUAUUUUUGGUUGUGUAUAAAAUACACACAGUAGUUCAGGAGCCAAUUUUCUCAUCAUGGUCUUCUUGCGUAUUUGUGUGCCUGCUCAUUAACCUUAGUGUGUUGAAAAGGGCAUCUGUCUGUCUGUCUGUGUCUCUGUCUGUCUCUGUCUCUGUCUGUCUCUCUCUCUCUCUUUCUCUCUCUGUCUCUCUCUGUCUCUCUCUCUCUCUCUCUCUCUCUCUCUCUCUCUCUCAGCAUUAGGUAGUUUGGUAGCAGGUGACAUUGGCAACAAAAGUAAUGGAAAAUAUAGGCCUAUAUGUAUAUGUGACUUGUACAGGGUUUUAAUUUAUGUUGCUGCAUUCCAUUCUUGCUGUUAGAUUUAGCGAAACCAUCAACCUGUAAAAAUUACAAUACUGAGUGUCUCUGGUGUAUAGUAGAGCUAGGCCCAUUCAAUUUCACUAUUCAAUAUUCACAAUUUUUCUCGUUAUUCAAAGCAAGGCUGAGUUAUUGGAGUGGCAUGUGAUUCUCACAGACAAAAAAGAUUUUUGUCUCAAAUGUCUCAACCAGUUGCAGAAGUAGAGCAUGUUACGUCUAAAAUCAUCAAGAUACAGAAAUACUUUGUACGGUACAUGAUGAUUAGGAGACAAAGUGAUAAGUGGAACCAACAAGAGUUAUGAAACAUGCGUCUGAGAAGUGUUAUCUACUUUUCGAUGUUCAAUAGUCGCACCAUGAAUAGCUCAAGGGCACUUGACUCUUGACAAAACGCAGAGGAUAAUUUUGCAGAAAAUUAUCAGUACACAGGUGCAAUUACCUCCUCUUCCCUUAUUGGAAAUUCAUAGUACUCUGAAUGCUGAUGUGAUGUCAUAGCAUCGCACUGUUUGUGUACCAUUUCGCCCUCGAUGAAUAGCACUGAAUAUUAAAUUGCGAAUGUUGCUAAUGGACUUGUAAGAAAAAACAAUUUGCACGUGGCAUUUGAAUAGCGCAAAUAGUGACUUUACUCUUCGAAGCAUGAAUGUUUCGUUUCCUCAAAAAUCGCACAAGUAUUAUCGUAUAGUGUUUAAAAAUGGGAUUGUGUACAUACAAUACAGUGUGACUGAGACUGAUACUUU